CAUAUAUAAACUUUCUCAUAUCCCUUAUUCAAUACGAUUAAUAAUCUUAUUAAGUGAGUUAUUACAUUUAUCUCAAUUUUCAAAUUACUUUACUUCAUUUCUGUUCUGUUUGACAUUCUCUUGCAUCACUUAUAAUAGAAUUACAAUUACACUACACUUACACUUACAAUUGAUUACAUAACUUUUGCAAUAAUUAUUCAUUAUUCAAUUCCUAUUCCGUCAUGGCUUCAACAUACGCAUUACAAGAUAAACUUGAGAAAUUACCAAUUCCUGAUUUAAAUGAAACUUUAGCUAAUUAUUUAAAAGUUUUACAACCUCUUCAAACAGCUAAAGAGCAUCAAAGAACUAUUGAUGCAGUAGAAUCAUUUCUUAAAAAUGGUACAGGACAUUAUCUUGAUGAAGAAUUAAGAAAUUUUGGUAAAACAAGAAAUAGUUAUAUUGAACAAUUUUGGUAUGAUUCAUAUCUUAAUUAUGAUUCACCUGUUGUUUUAAAUUUAAAUCCUUUCUUCUUAUUAGAAGAUGAUCCUUUUCAUAAUGAUACUAACAAUCAUUCUGAUCCUCAAAUUAAAAGAGCUACUACUUUAACUUUAUCAUCAUUAAAAUUUAUUCAAGCUCUUAAGAAUGAACUGUUAACUCCAGAUGUUAUGAAGAAUGGUAAACCACUUUGUAUGUACCAAUAUUCUAAAUUAUUUGGAGCUUCAAGAAUUCCAACUCAUAAUGGAUGUAUUAUGCAAACCGAUUCAAAUUCCAAUCAUAUUGUUGUAUUAUCAAAAUCACAAUUUUAUUGGUUUGAUGUUCUUGAUUCAGAAAAUAAUAUACUUUUAACUGAAUCAGAAUUAGAUGUUAAUUUUACAUCUAUUGUUCAUGAUUCUUUAAUGACUGAUCCUUCAGAUAUUGCUAAAUCUUCAUUUGGAGUUUUAACUACUGAAAAUAGAAGAAUUUGGGCAGGAAUUAGAAAUAAUUUAAUAUCAAAUAAUCAAACAAAUAAUGAAAUACUAUCAAUUAUUGAUUCAGCAUUAUUUGUAUUAUGUCUUGAUGAUAUUGAAAUUAAUGAUUUAUCUUUAUUAUCAAAAAAUAUGCUUUGUGGUUUAUCAAUUCUUGAUAAAGGUAUUCAAGUUGGUACUUGUACAAAUAGAUGGUAUGAUAAAUUACAAAUUAUUAUUACAAAAAAUGGUAAAGCAGGUAUAAAUUUUGAACAUACAGGAGUUGAUGGUCAUACAGUAUUAAGAUUUGUUAGUGAUAUUUAUACUGAUUCAAUUUUAUCAUUUGCAAGAUCAAUUAAUAGUAAUGCUCCAUCACUUUGGAAAAAUAGUGCAACUAUGUCUCCAUCAGCUUCAAGAGCAACUAAAAAUGAUACUGAUAAUGUACCUUAUGAUUUAAUUACUGUUCCAAGAAAAUUAGAAUGGGAAUUAACUUCUGAUUUAUCACUUUCUUUAAGAUUUGGUGAAACAAGAUUAUCCGAUUUAAUCAAUCAAAAUGAAUUUAGACAUUUAGAAUUUAAAAAUUAUGGUUCAACUCAAAUUAAAAAGAUGAGAUUUAGUCCAGAUGCCUUUGUUCAAAUGGCUUUUCAAGCAACUUAUUAUGCUUUAUAUGGUAAAGUUGAAUGUACUUAUGAACCAGCAAUGACUAAACAAUUCUUUCAUGGAAGAACUGAAGCCAUUAGAACUGUAAGUCAAGAAUCUAAUUUAUUUGUUCGGAAAUUCUUUGAUUCAACCGUUUCAAAUGAAGAAAAAUUACAAUAUUUAGCUGAUGCUUGUAAUCAACAUAGUCAACAAACAAGAAGAUGUUCUAAUGGUAAAGGUGUAGAUAGACAUCUUUAUGCAUUAUUCUGUAUUUGGAAGAGAUAUGUUGAUUCUCAUGAAGAAGAAGAACCACAACCACAAGCAGAAGAAGAUGUAGAUGUAGAUGUAGAAGAAGAUCCUACAUCUAUGAAUACUCGAGCUUCAAUAUCUACUUUAGUUGAAGAUGAUGAUAAUAGUUCAUCUGAAAAUACCGUAGUUAAUCAUAAAACAUCUCAUGGAGCAGGAACUAAUGUAUCGAAAUUCCCAUCAUUAAAGGAAAUCCCUUCUAUAUUUGCUGAUUCAGGUUGGGAUAAAUUAAAUAAUACCAUUAUUUCUACUUCUAAUUGUGGUAAUCCAUCUUUAAGAUUAUUUGGUUUUGGUCCUGUAUCAGCUAAUGGAUUUGGAAUUGGUUAUAUCAUUAAGGAUGAUUCUAUAUCAAUUUGUGCUAGUUCUAAACAUCGUCAAACUCAAAGAUUCUUAGUAACCCUUGAAUCUUAUUUGAAUGAGAUUCAUCAAAUUUGGAGACAAGUAUCCAUUGUAAAGAAAAAUGCUGCAAAAGUUGCAGCCGAUGCUGCGGCUGCGGCUGUCGAAAAAUCCCUUUCAAAUUCAGUUAAGGAUUUACUUCAACCCAAACCAAAAUCAAAUUUAUCUACUUUAUUAGGAGGGUAUGGAUAUUUUGAUAUGGGAGAUGAUGAUAUCAAAUCUAGAGGUCCAUCUCCAGAACCUCCAUUCUUAAACAGAAACAAUUCAGGCUUCUCAAUCAGAGAGAUUGGUAAGAAAUUGAGAUUGUCGGAGUAUUAGUACUUCAGCUGUUUACUCUAUUACGAUUAAAUAUUCAUGUGAUUCUAUUUAUUUUAUUUAUUACUUAUUUAUUUAUUUAUUACUUACU
This is a messenger RNA of Scheffersomyces amazonensis, 2670 nucleotides long. It is a transcript of the gene CTN1, whose product is annotated as carnitine O-acetyltransferase. Gene Ontology annotation, molecular function: carnitine O-acetyltransferase activity. The record is from RefSeq and is a predicted model, not a curated record. Gene Ontology annotation, cellular component: mitochondrion. Gene Ontology annotation, biological process: carnitine metabolic process. NCBI's taxonomy places the organism in Eukaryota, Fungi, Ascomycota, Pichiomycetes, Serinales, Debaryomycetaceae. The coding region runs from base 222 to 2582 and encodes 786 amino acids. The transcript has a single exon.